This is a messenger RNA of Setaria italica (foxtail millet), 1598 nucleotides long. Its product is annotated as protein HEAT INTOLERANT 4. The record is from RefSeq and is a predicted model, not a curated record. Gene Ontology annotation, biological process: regulation of cellular response to heat. The coding region runs from base 171 to 1193 and encodes 340 amino acids. Lineage: Eukaryota; Viridiplantae; Streptophyta; Magnoliopsida; Poales; Poaceae. The transcript has 14 exons.
CUGCCUCCCCGUUCCUUCUCCUUCCUCGCCCUGCCCAUCCCGUCCCCGCUUCAAAUUUUGCGUAGCGUUGAUUUCACGCCCCGAUACUUCCCUUCAAAAUCGGCCGGCCGACGCACCAACCCCCCUGAUCCGAAGGCGAGCCGGAACCCAAACCCUAGCAGCCGAGAGCAAUGGCGCGCCCGAGGGGCAAGAAGCGCACGGCGGCCGAGGCGGCGGCCACUGAUUCGAGCAAGCCGGAGGCGGCGGCGAAGGAGCCGGCCAAGCGGGGGCGGGCGAAGCGCGUCAAGGCGCCGGCCGAGCCCACGGAAUACUUUCCCGAGAAGAGGAAUCUCGAGGAUCUGUGGUUAUCUGCUUUUCCUGUUGGCACUGAGUGGGAAAACAUUGAUAAGAUAAAGGAAUUCAACUGGAACUUUGAAAACUUAGAGAAAACAUUAGAAGAAGGGGGAGAACUUUAUGGCAAGACAGUUUACUUGUUUGGAAGCACUGAGCCUCAGCUAUUGUAUGUGAAUGGUGAAUCAAAGAUAGUGCUUAUUCCAGUUAUAAUCGCGGUAGACUGUCCUUUCCCUCCAUCAGAUAAGAUCGGCAUAAAUUCGGUCCAAAGAGAAAAUGAAGAAAUAGUGCCAAUGAAGGCGAUGAAGAUGGCAUGGGUGCCUUACGUUCCCCUUGAGGACCGGCUCAGCAGGAUUGACAGUUUGAAAACAAAAAUAUUCACUCUCGGUUGCACCCAGCGAAGGUCUGCGCUUAAGCAUCUCAAAACUGAGAGAGUCAAGAAGUUUGACUACUGCAUGCCAUAUUAUAUGCCACUGCAACCUGUUGAAGAUGAAGAUGACACGGUUAUCAAUUUCUUGUAUCCUCAAGAACCACCAAUAGUAGAUGACUUUGACUGGGAAAUGGAUGAAUACGAGGACUUUGCUGAUCAGAAAGUUAAAGAUGAGGUCCUGCCGGAGGAUGAGAAAGAAAAAUUUAAGGAAUUUUUAAAGGAGAAGGUUAGAGAAAGGAAGAGAGAACUGAAACAGGCUAAAGAAGCCAGGAAGAAAGCUAUUGAUGAUAUGGAUCCUAAGGAGAAAGAGGCGUUUGAAAAUAUCAAAUUUUACAAAUUUUAUCCUGUGAAAAACCCGGACACACCAGAUGUUGACAAUGUAAAGUCAAAGUACAUCAACAGAUAUUACCGGCACACACAUUAUUUGAUGUAGGCAUUCGUGAUCUCACAUGUUUGGUGAGUUUCGUGGAUUGAGCUAUCCAAAUUGAAGAGUUUGUUCCAGAAAAUUUUGAAACCCGGAGAAGAUCAGCUUGGCAACAUCUUCGAAUGUGGUUUCUUAUGGGCCCAUCAGACAGCAUGUUGCAUCUCCUGUCUGCUGUGCACUUCAGCUAGAGUUAAACUCACCGAGUAACCCCCUCCUUAGGCAUCUUCCUUUGUUGCGGGCGUAUAACAUCUUGAGGAUAUAUUUAUUGUGUAACAAUCAGAGGGUCAAGGUUGUUGUUGUAAGAGUAAACAAGCAGUUCAGGAACAAUUUGUUCCCUUUUUCAUUUAGUAAAGUUUAGGCAGGGAAUUCCUGGAUUUAUCUGAUAUCUUUGCAAAACAGUUUGUGCCCGUGGUA